AGGCGAUAUUACAUCUAUUAUUCCCAGCCGAGAAACACUUGAUAUUGACAUCGACAGUGUAAAUUCAGCAUUAGCUAGUCUAAUUUUACCGUACCCAGUCUCUUAAAGAACACUUAAAAAACUGUAAUAAUUCUAGUAAAAUAAUAGAUUCUACAUUAAAUAUUCGGUUGGGUUUUUAAUAUCACUUUAAGUUUAUAGUGUUUUAAACUUGUGUUGCUGAUUAACAUAUAAACAAAUUAAUUAUAGAAUCAUGGCUGAUACAAAUGAUCCAGUAAUUUCAAUCAACGAGGGCAAGAUUAGAGGAUUUAAAGGUACAAAUUAUGAUGGUGAAACAAUUUAUGAAUUUCUGGGAAUACCUUUUGCCAAACCUCCAGUCAACGAAUUGAGAUUUAAGCCUCCAGAGCCUAUAGAACCAUGGACUGAUGUUAGAGAUGCUACAAAACCUGGCAGUCCAAGUAUAUCUAGAGAUGAUCUAACUAGAGAAUUGGUCGGAAAUGAAGAUUGUUUGUCUGUCAAUGUUUAUACAAAAUACCUGCCCAAACACACCGUAACUUUAAAGCCUGUCAUGGUAUAUAUCUACGGAGGUGGAUUAACAAGUGGAUCAAGCAGACCAGGACUGUACGGUCCAGAAUUUUUGCUUUUGCAAGACAUAGUUUUGGUAACUUUCAAUUACAGGUUAGGUGUUUUAGGGUUUUUGAGUUUAAGUGACGCAUCUUUGGGAGUCCCAGGCAACAAUGGCUUCAAAGAUCAAUGCAUGGCAUUGAAAUGGGUGCAGAAGAACAUCAAAAACUUCAGUGGGGACCCAAAUAAUGUUACGAUAUUUGGUGAAAGCGCUGGGUCUGCCUCAGUUCAUGCUCAUGUAUUGUCUCCAGCGUCAAGAGGCUUAUUCCACCGAGCAAUACUCCAAAGUGGAUGCUGUCUGAAUUCAUGGUUCUGGGGAAGUAAGGAUAAUGCUAGGAAUUUAGUAAAGUUAUUAGGAAAAGAUGCUAAAAAUGAUAAAGAAGCUUUGGAAAUACUAAAAGCAGCACCUGCUCUGGAUAUUUUUAAUGCUCAAGAAAAAAUGGGAGAUGUACUUUUUCCAGCAAAAAACAGACCUUUUUCAGCAGUAAUAGAAUCACCAAAUCCGGAUGGAUUUCUGACCAAAUCACCGGUAGACAUAAUGAAAGAAGGGAGCUAUAACCAAGUUUCUCUUGUUUUUGGAUACACAGACACAGAAGGCAUGUUGUUCGACCUAGACAAGAUGCUAAGGAGACAGUCUGGAAUUCCCGUACCUGAGUUCAAGAUAGAAAAAUUAAUUCCUUAUCAGAUAAAUGUGCCAGAAACCGAGACACAGACAAUUUGCGACAAACUCGAGAAAUUAUACAAAAAUGAGAGAAAUGCUAGUCGAUAUGAUGAAGCAACUGACAGCUGUUUUUUGAUAGGAAUCAUUGAAUCUCUUAAAAUGCAUCUGGCUACAGCUCAACAUCCAAUUUAUCUGUACAGAGUCUCGAUUUGUACUGAAUUAAACCAUUUAAAGCGUUUAAUGAAUAAAAUAAAUGAUCCAGGUGUUUGUCAUGCUGAUGACCUGGGCUACCUAUUUCACACCGAGAUAACUCCCGACAUUCAAAAAAAUAGUCUGGAAGAAAGGUCGAUGAAAAGUUUCGUUCGGUUGUGGACGAAUUUUGCUAAAUUUGGCAAUCCCACUGUUGGAGACGAUUUACAAAUCACAUGGGAAUCUCUCAGGAAUGGGUCUAGUUUAAAACUUCUUGAUAUAGGAGAAAAGUUGGUCUUCAAGGAUAUACCUGAGAGCGAGAGACUGGAUGUGUGGAAGCAAAUACUGAAUAAAUUUCCUUUUGUUAGGUUUGGUUACGUAAAUCAAAAUUAAAUUGUUUUGUAUUGUUAAAUUUAAGUUUUCUUUAAAGUUUAAGGACUAUUUUGUUAAAUAAGUAUAAACAUUGUUACAUUUCCUUAUGAUUAUAACAUGUUUCCAGGUUUUGAUAUUUGAAAUUUUUUUCGAAUUGUUCAUAAAUUUAAUAAAGCAACACAGAAAGUUAA
Molecule: messenger RNA, 2034 nt
Organism: Sitophilus oryzae (rice weevil)
Lineage: Eukaryota; Metazoa; Arthropoda; Insecta; Coleoptera; Curculionidae
Product: esterase B1-like
Exons: 7
Coding region: 251-1864 (537 amino acids)
Source: RefSeq, a predicted model, not a curated record